This is a messenger RNA of Haliotis rubra (blacklip abalone), 1383 nucleotides long. Its product is annotated as ras-related protein RabZ-like. The record is from RefSeq and is a predicted model, not a curated record. The transcript has 6 exons. NCBI's taxonomy places the organism in Eukaryota, Metazoa, Mollusca, Gastropoda, Lepetellida, Haliotidae. The coding region runs from base 31 to 552 and encodes 173 amino acids. Gene Ontology annotation, molecular function: GTPase activity; GTP binding.
GCGGCGUUAACCACAACUCACAUAUUGUACAUGUGUGAAGAUUUAUUUUGGAUCUGUUUCUUUGUUGCAGGUGGCGACAUAUUCGAGAAGGAAUUACUGGUAGAUGGCCGACGAAUUCAACUCAACUUUGUGGACACCGCCGGGCAGGCUGACGUCAAGUCUCUCAUUCGGAGUAUAUACAGAAACGCAAACGGCAUUAUGGUUGUGUUCGACAUUACGAACCAGAAGAGCUUCGACACGGUUGGUGAAUGGAUGGAAAGGGUGACACAGGAAAUUGAACCCCAGCCACAUGUGAUACUGGUCGGAAACAAACAAGACCUCACAGCCCACAGGGAAAUACCCAUAGGCCAAGCCCGUGCGAAAGCGGAUUUUUACAGUACUCCAUAUUAUGACGUCAGCGCAAAGACAGGUGACAAUGUCAAGGAGGCAUUUGAGACCUUCAUCCGUGAGACCUGGCGGAAUAUACAACCGAAUUCGGACGCGGGAUUUGAGAGAUCUAUCCACAUUGAAGAAACCGAUGGAGAGAACAAAGAAAGGUGUUGUACCAGCUGACGGCGCCGGGGUCACCGUGACCUUCACCUUCAUUCCACACACAACAUCUCACUGGGAACCGUCAUCUGUUGGUGCAGUGGCUUAAAUCAGAGACGCGAUCAGAGACAUUGCACACCUUCGAGCAGGCUCGUCGUGAAACAAACAAUUUUAGAGCAAGUGGACAUCAUGGUGGCAAAUCCACACUGUCUGCACGUGCAGACCCAGUCAAAUUAGCUAGUCUGUUGCGGAUGGUUUACAGUCACAGAACACCAACAGUUGGAACACUAAACUGUCAAAUAUGCAACACCCAUGUGAAGUUAAAAAUACCGGAUCCUGGCUUUACGGAUCUGCUGCAGUGAUGAAUGAGUGAGUUUAGUUUUACGCCGCUUUUAGCAAUUAUCUAGCAAUAUCACGGCGGGAACACCAGAAAAAGGGCUUCACACAUUGUACCCAUAUAGAGAAUCGAACCCAGGUCUUCUGCGUGACGAGCAAACACUUGAACCGCUGCCCCCGCAGCAAUGAAUUUAAAUUAAGAAUCACGUGAUCAGUAACACCUUUGGGAAAUCGAUGUUGCCCUCCAUUGCAAACUGACCUAUUAACUGUGUUUGUUUCUUAUUGCUGUUCUUCCUUGGUAAUUUCUCCACCCGAUGUUGGCAAAGUAUCCGCAGUAAUCUUAUACCAGUGAGUCUUAGCUGACAGUCGUCUUAUCAUGUGAUAACGUUUUUGUAUGUAUAGGUUAAGCCCCUAAAUGCCUUUCAUUUGAUAAUAUGUUGCACGAAUGACAUCGUCACGUUUUGCUAUGUCAAUUCGUUAUUACUACAGCACAAUAAAGUAUAUACCUUGUCAAACCUC